CUAUACUAGACCGUUAUUCAAAUUGGCAAAUAUGCCGGUUAAAAUGAGACACUUCCCCAAGAUAGUGAAACAUUUUACUCGACCUCCAAGUGUGACUGUGUGAGCGUUAAUACUCCUAGUUACCCAACUGCUAGCCAGAACAAACACAGAUUAUAGCAAUUGUAAAGUUAUCAACCAUGAAAUUUACAGACUCGCCGGUAAUCGAACUUGUCGUCAACAACACUACUCUCUUAAUUCAACAGGACAACAAGACUAUGCACGUCGGCACCUCAGUCUGGCCUGCAUCUCUCGUCCUCGUCAAAUUUGCUGAUCAUUGGUCUCACUUAAACCCUAAAACCCCAAACCCAAACCCUUAUUCCGAUCUCCUAAACUUCAAUGACAAACGCGGCGUCGAACUCGGAACAGGUUGCGGAGUUGCUGGAAUGGGUCUAUAUCUCUUGGGGUUAACCGACGUUUACCUCACCGACAUCGCCGCUGUAAUGCCGGCAUUAAAGCACAACUUGAAGAAGAAUAAACCAGUGUUGAAGAAGUCCUUGAAGACGGCACAAUUGUAUUGGGGUAAUUCCGCACAAAUCACGGCACUUUCGCCGCCUUUUGAUGUUGUGAUUGCUGCUGAUGUUGUAUACUUGGAGAAUACAGUGAGGCCGUUGGUGGAAACUAUGGUGGAAAUGGUGUCGGAAAAUGGUGUCGUAUUGCUUGGGUACCAAUUAAGGUCGCCGGAAGCUGAUAAGCUGUUUUGGGAGGUUUCUGCCGAGGUUUUCGAGAUUGAGAAGGUGCCACAUGAGGAUUUGCAUCCUGAGUAUAAUUAUGAGGAGACUGAUGUUUAUAUAUUCAGGAAAAAGAAGAAUAAUAUUGCAGAUGAAAAUACAGGUAUACAGCCAACGAGGAUGGUAGUUCUUGAUGAAUAGACUGGAGCAUUAGGAGAUCGUUUUGAGGCAGAUAGUAGUUGGAGCCAGGUAUUGGCAGGAACUUUGAUUAGUGAGUUAUUAUUAAUCUCAAAAUAGUCUACUCUCAUCGUACCUAUCUUAAAAACUGUUUCCCCUUUGUGCGCAUAUGAAGGCCAAUCUGGCUCUCCUGUAAAGGAGUUGUACCGGAGUUUGUGAGGAUAUAGGUAUAGUUUAAGUAGUAAUAUAUAAUUAGUUGGGGAGAGGAUUUAUCAUAGAGGAUCCUAUCCUCAAUGGAUGGUAGAGUGGACAUGUACUAUGGUUGAUUGAACAGAAAUAGAGAAAUUCUAUUAAGGUUAUUUAAGAUUUGCCGGGUUUAAGAAUAUAGAAAUACUAGAAGAGCAGAUAUCCUAUUUAUAAUUCUCUAUUUUUGAUGGGUUGUAUUUAGAAUGUUUUCUUUGA
Molecule: messenger RNA, 1346 nt
Organism: Chenopodium quinoa (quinoa)
Lineage: Eukaryota; Viridiplantae; Streptophyta; Magnoliopsida; Caryophyllales; Amaranthaceae
Product: protein-lysine methyltransferase METTL21E
Exons: 2
Coding region: 177-908 (243 amino acids)
Source: RefSeq, a predicted model, not a curated record